Molecule: messenger RNA, 4104 nt
Organism: Scomber scombrus (Atlantic mackerel)
Lineage: Eukaryota; Metazoa; Chordata; Actinopteri; Scombriformes; Scombridae
Exons: 1
Coding region: 1-4104 (1367 amino acids)
Biological process (GO): DNA integration
Molecular function (GO): nucleic acid binding; zinc ion binding
Source: RefSeq, a predicted model, not a curated record
AUGGCGGCGGCUAUGGUAGGAAGCACCGCUCCUUUUGAUUGCCAAACCCAGUCAUGGGAGGAAUAUUGUGAAGUGCUCCACCAUUUUUUUGAAGCUAAUGAGAUCGACGAUGCAAGUCGACAGAAAGCUAUAUUACUUAGUUCAGUGGGCAGUCAGACGUACAGCCUCAUGAGGAACUUAGUCAGUCCCGCCAAGCCAGGAGACAAGACAUUUGAUGAACUGGUCAAGUUAUUAAAGGAACAUUUCAACCCUAAACCCAGCGAGAUUGUGCAGCGUUUCAAGUUUAAUUCCAGAAACAGGAAGAAUGGAGAAACAGUCAUGGAAUAUGUUGCUGUGCUAAGGAAAUUAUCGCAAGACUGCAACUACGGAGACAAGUUGUCUGAGAUGAUAAGGGACAGACUGGUCUGCGGUAUAGGAGAUGACCGCAUACAGCGCCGACUGUUGUCAGAGCCGGACUUGACAUUCGACAAGGCACUGAAGCUGGCACAGGCAAUUGAGACAGCCAGCAAAGAUGUGAAGGACUUACACUCUCUGGAGUUUGCACCGCCACACUUGAGGGCACCUCAAACAGUGCACAAAAUGUCAGCAAAGCAGACCCCCAGUAGGCAGCAGCACCAGCAUAAGGUUUGCUACAGGUGUGGAGGGGAGCAGCACAGGGCUGGGGACUGUAGGUUCAUUAAAGAAACCUGUCACAAGUGUGGUAAAGUUGGCCAUAUUCAGAAAGUGUGUAGGUUCAAAGGCCCAGCCAGUAAUUCAAAGGCUAGAGGGGGUGGAGUUCACUCAGGAAAGCAGGGGAGAACACAGGGAGCAAAUUAUGUCAGACAGGGGAAAGAUGAAAAAGAUGGCGUUGAUACAGAUGAAGUCAUGUUCACACUGUACAAAAUAGAUGAACUUGAUGUACCAGCAGAAGAGCCAUUUGUAGAGACAUUGUCAGUUAAUGAGACAGACACACAGUUUGAGAUGGACUCAGGGUGUGGGGUAACAGUAAUAAACCACUUGGUGUUCAAAACCUUAGGGGGGAAGGAGGCACCAAAGUUACGCCCAUGUCGAGUGAGACUCAGAACAUACACAGGCCAUAGAGUAAAAGUCUUGGGAGCAGCUGUGGUUAAGGUGCAGCACAAAGGGCUAGUACAAGACUUACCUGUGGUAGUUGUAGCGGGUUCAGGCCCCAGUCUGGUAGGCAGGUACUGGAUUAGGAGGCUAGGUUUACAGUGGAGAUCAGAACCCCAGGUCCAUCACAUCCAGGAAGAGACCUCAGAGGAGGUACAGGGGAGACCAGAAUCCCAAAUCCACCAUCUGGGAGAAGUGACAUUGGAGGAGGUACUGGGGGAGUAUGGGGAGGUUUUCAAAGAUGAACUCGGGAGAUUCAAAGGCCCCCCAGCCAAAAUAUAUGUGGACAAAGAAGCAGCCCCCAGGUUUUUUAAAGCCCGGCCCGUUCCAUAUGCUAUGAGAGGAAGAGUUGAGGAGGAGCUCAACCGUCUCCUCACCCAAGGGAUCAUUGAACCUGUUAAACAUGCUGAGUGGGCAGCGCCUGUGGUCCCAGUGCUGAAACCCGAUGACACCGCAAGACUGUGCGGAGAUUACAAACUGACGGUAAAUCAGAUCUCAAAGCUUGAACAGUACCCGAUUCCCAGAAUUGAGGACUUGUUUGCCACGCUUUCAGGUGGACAGAAAUUCACAAAAUUAGAUCUGAGUCACGCUUAUCACCAGAUUCCCUUGGAAGAGGAAGCAAAGAAGUACGUGACCAUAAAUACCCAUAAAGGUUUGUUCACAUACAGAGUGCUACCUUUUGGAGUUUCAUCAAGCCCAGCGAUAUUCCAACGGACCAUGGAGGGACUGCUGCAGGGCAUUCCUCGUGUGACCAUCUUCCUGGAUGACAUCCUCCUCACAGGGAAAGACGACCAAGAGCACCUGCAGACUCUGGCCAUGGUGCUGAAACGGCUACAGGAAGCCGGUCUCAGACUAAAGAGGGCCAAGUGCUUAUUCAUGAAUGAGGAAGUGAUGUUUCUGGGUCAUAAAGUGGAUGCAACAGGGCUGCACCCAGUCCAUGAGAAGGUGCGAGCAAUCAAAGAGGCACCCACACCUUCAAAUGUAACAGAGUUGAAGGCAUACUUAGGACUGUUAAACUAUUAUAACAAGUUUCUGCCAAAUCUGUCAACUGUCCUUGCCCCAGUGCACAAACUGUUACAAAAAGAGACAAAAUGGCAGUGGGGAGAGGCACAACAAGCUGCUUUUGAAAGAUCAAAAGAAAUGAUGCAGUCUGCUGAAGUGCUUGUUCAUUACGACCCAGAGAAAGACAUUGUGCUGUCAUGUGACGCAUCACCCUAUGGAGUAGGUGCCGUACUGUCCCAUCACAUGCCAGAUGGAACGGAGAGACCCAUAGGAUUCACCUCACGAACAUUGAACGCAGCUGAGAAGAACUAUUCACAACUAGAUAAGGAAGGACUAGCAGUGAUGUUUGGAAUAAAACGUUUCCAUAAGUACAUUUAUGGACGGAAAUUCACAAUAGUGACAGAUCACAAGCCCUUGCUGUCACUUUUCAGUGAGAUGCGAGCCGUACCACAGAUGGCCUCACCCAGAAUCCAACGAUGGGCGGUAACCUUGAGAGCCUAUGAAUAUACAAUAGUGUAUAAAGAAGGGAAGUAUCACUGCAAUGCAGAUGCCCUGAGCCGCCUUCCUUUACCGGAGGAACCGGAAGUUGAGAGGCUGGAAGAGAGGGUUCUCAUGCUGGAGAGCUCUGACAUCACGCUGGUGACAGCUGAUCAAGUAAAAGCAUGGACAGACAAAGAUCCAGUACUCCUGAGGGUGCGGGAGAUGGUACAAAAUGGCUGGUCAGCAAAAUUAAAAGGGGAGGAGUUUGCCCCAUAUGAGGUGAGGAAACAUGAACUCAGUAUCCAGAAUGGAUGUGUGUUAUGGGGCUGGAGAGUGAUUGUGCCAAAACCAGGCCGAGAAAACGUUAUGAGACAACUUCAUCAGUGCCACCCAGGAGUGUCCAGAAUGAAAGCACUGGCUAGGAGUUAUGUGUGGUGGCCAAAGUUGGACAAGGAGUUGGAGGAUAUGGUCAAGGGCUGUACAACAUGUCAAGAGCACCGUAAUAUCCCUGCACCAGCUCCAUUACACCCCUGGGAGUGGCCGGACAAACCGUGGAGCCGUCUCCAUGUAGAUUAUGCCGGACCGUUUAUGGAAAAAAUGUUUUUUGUGCUCAUUGAUGCACAUUCAAAAUGGAUGGACGUGUAUCCAGUGAACUCUGCCACUUCAGCCACUACAAUUGAGUGUCUGCGUACCAGUUUCAGUAAUCAUGGACUGCCUGAGUUGUUGGUGUCUGAUAAUGGCACUUGUUUCACCAGCACAGAGUUCAAAGACUUUCUGAGUAAAAAUGGUAUCCGUCAUGUGACCUCUGCACCCUACCACGCUGCCAGUAACGGGUUAGCAGAGAGAGGGGUACAAACAUUCAAGAGAAUGAUGAAAAAAUGUCCAGAGGGCACACUCACAGCUAAGGUAGCCAGAGUGUUAUUUAGCUACAGAGUUACUCCUCACACCACUACAGGCCUAUCCCCAGCAGAGUUGCUUCUAGGAAGGAAGCUACGUUGCACACUCGAUUCAAUCCAUCCAGACCUGAGCAGGAAAGUGAAGGAAAGACAAGAAAGACAGAUAAAUGAUCACAACAAAAGGGCGAAAGAACGCUGGUUCAAAACAGGAGACUCAGUGCUGACCCAGAACUUCAGUCUAGGGCCCAAGUGGAUCCCGGGAAUUAUUGAGUCGGUGACAGGACCGGUGUCCUAUAAAGUGAUGCUGGGGGAUGGGAGAGUAGUGAGGAGACAUGUGGAUCAGAUUCACACUCGCCACCAGAGACCACAAGAAUGUAACAACAACCAACAAGCUGCUGCUAGUCAGCUAAGUCAGGCCAACGAAAAAAACGAAGCAUGGCUGGAAGCUGAGCAGGUGGUACUCAGGGGUGACAAGUUGGAGGAGCCAGCAGCUACAGAAGCUGUUGAAAGCUCAGAGACUGAACAGAAAACUCUUACAAAUACAACUCCAGUAAGGAGACAGUCAAGAAGGGAAACUAAGUUGCCCAGUUACCUUAAAGACUUUCAGUUGCAUUAA